CACUGCCUGCCUAUUAAAAGGAGGUGCACCCCAGCCACCCUGGUGAUCCUGUCCCGGGCGCUCCCUGGUGUUGUCCUGGACUCACGCCAUGUGCGCUGCUCAGGUGGCGGCGGCGGCCGCGGCCGCGCGCUCUGUGUAUGCCUUCUCCGCACGCCCGCUGACCGGCGGGGAGCCGGUGAGCCUGGGCACCCUGCGGGGCAAGGUGCUGCUCAUUGAGAAUGUGGCCUCGCUCUGAGGCACGACCGUCCGGGACUACACCCAGAUGAACGACCUGCAGCAGCGCUUUGGACCCCGGGGCCUGGUGGUGCUCGGCUUCCCAUGCAACCAGUUCGGGCAUCAGGAGAACGCCAAGAACGAAGAGAUCCUGAAUUGCCUCAAGUAUGUCAGACCUGGUGGCGGGUUCGAGCCCAACUUCACGCUCUUCGAGAAGUGUGAGGUAAACGGCCAGCAGGCACACCCGCUCUUCGUCUUCCUGCGGGAGGCGCUGCCGGCACCCAGUGACGACGCCACUGCGCUCAUGACCGACCCCAAGUUCAUCACCUGGUCCCCGGUAUGCCGCAACGACGUCUCCUGGAACUUCGAGAAGUUCCUGGUGGGCCCGGAUGGCGUGCCUGUGCGCCGGUACAGCCGCCGCUUCCCGACCAUUGACAUCGCACCCGACAUCGAAGCCCUGCUGAGCAAGGUGUCCAGCAGCGCCUAGGGCGCCCCUGCUAAGCCCUGCUGCUUGACAGUCCCAGCGCUGCCCUCUGGGGAUUUCAUCCAUGAAGGCGUCUCCUCUAAACCCACAAGGAGGGAUGCCUGAUGCCCAGGAAAAUCCCCCCAGAUGGGCCCUGGUCUGUCCACCCUAGCCACCCCCACCUAUGCCCGAGGCUUUUCACAAUAAACUUUACAGUAUCACCAGAA
Molecule: messenger RNA, 903 nt
Organism: Phyllostomus discolor (pale spear-nosed bat)
Lineage: Eukaryota; Metazoa; Chordata; Mammalia; Chiroptera; Phyllostomidae
Gene: GPX1
Product: glutathione peroxidase 1
Exons: 2
Biological process (GO): response to hydrogen peroxide; response to selenium ion; hydrogen peroxide catabolic process
Cellular component (GO): cytosol; mitochondrion
Molecular function (GO): glutathione peroxidase activity
Source: RefSeq, a predicted model, not a curated record